GUACUGGUGGCAACUGUUAGGUGUUUUGGCAUGUCAGCGUGCCCGCAGCAAUAGGCUGGACACCAUCACGUAUUUGGACCUGACAAACUUCUCAUGGACUCCACGGAGCUGAGACUGAGUCUUUCAGCCUCAAAUGAUUUAUGCAGCUUGGAGUCUGUGUAAAAUCACUGUGCAUGGGAAGACUGGGAGUACACAGCACCGGCGGAGAGUUCGUGUUCCGUCUGUUCCGCAGGCUCUUCCAGAGAGCUGCUUCCUUCGAGCUUUACAGUGACAAGAUCAGAAUCUAGCGUAGAGGUUAUCUGUGGUACAACGCUGCCCGCAGCAGCGACACCCGGCCGGUCUGUCGUGAGCAAACGAGCCUGGUGGACGACGGAAAUCCGGACGCAGACGCACUCGUCAAGAGUCGCUUCACACAGCAUCGCUAGCUAGCAUAGCAGUAGUAGUGCCAGUGGGAGGAAGACAGCCGGCAUCAUCAUGCCUGCCGCCCAGUCCAGCUCUGCGCACGCGGCGAUAAGCCAACGGUAUGAGGUCAAGGAAACCAUUGGUGCAGGAGGCUUUGCAAAAGUCAAGGCUGGAAAGCACAAGCUAACAGGAAUGCUGGUUGCUAUCAAGAUCAUGGACAAGGCCGGACUAGGCGAGGACUUACCGAGGGCAUUUCGGGAGAUAGAGACACUGAAGUUGCUGCGUCACCAGCAUAUCUGUCAACUUUACGAGGUAGUGGAGACACCUGACAAGCUUUACGUGGUUAUGGAGUAUGCUCCUGGUGGCGAACUUUUUGAUUACAUUGUGGCAAAGGAUCGGCUCAAGGAGCCUGAAGCUAGAAAGUUCUUUCGGCAGAUAUGUUCCGCUGUGGCCUAUGUUCACUCAAAAGGAUUUGCUCAUCGCGAUCUGAAGCCGGAGAACCUUCUACUGGAUGACAAACAGAAUAUCAAGCUGAUUGACUUCGGCCUUGUUGCCAAUCCAUCGUCAUUAGAUGAUCCGCUCCAAACUUGCUGUGGAUCCCCGGCGUAUGCAGCUCCAGAGCUAAUAAAGGGAAGACCUUAUCUAGGGACAGAGGCGGAUAUCUGGAGCAUGGGUGUGCUGCUCUACGCCCUGCUCUGCGGCUUUCUGCCAUUCGACCAUGACAACACGGCCUAUCUCUAUCGAUUAAUACAGGCUGGAAAGUAUGAAGUGCCAAAGUGGCUGUCGACAGCAAGUACUCAGCUAAUCAGUGAACUCCUGGUGACCAACCCGACCCGGCGGCUGACUGUGGACGUACUCAUACAGCACACGUGGAUGAACACCGGGACAUUGAAGCCGGUCGAGUGGUCGUCGCAUUAUGGGGAGGAGGUGGACACGACUGUCAUCCAGGAAAUGGCGCGUGGCUAUGGGCGCAGCGUGGAUGAUAUCUUGGAAGAUGUACAAAAGUGGAGUUUCGACAGCGUCACCGCCACCUACUUCUUGCUACUUCAGAUGAAGCUCAACGGCAAACAGGUGGUGAUGAAGCGCGUGGCAGCAGCGCCGCUACAAGUGCAGAUUCCCAAGCGACCCAUGACGCCCGACCGGCCGCGCAGUCCCGCUCUCAGCCGCCUGCGCUCGGACAGCAUGGACACCACGAGUAUGUACUCCAGCAUGGACAGCUUGCCGGGCAGUGACACCGAGGAGUUUGCUCCGUCGUCGUCCGCUCUGCCGCCGCUCACGCCGCCGACAAAGCGAGGCAAUGCGCUGCACUUUCACAUCACACUGCCCCCGGAAGGCAAGGCAAACGGGCCCGUCGGCAAGAACAUACCCCUGUCGCCACCAACACCUGUGUCAAAGUUCCUGAGAGAUGAAGGCAUUGGCAUCCGUGCACAGCGAUCUCCAUCCAUGGACACAAGCAUGUUUUCACGGACAGAACCAAACAAUUCAGCAAGCUUCAUGUCCGGUGGGGAAGAUGUGUUUUCGAGCAAGGAGGCAGCAGAGCGGUUGAUGCGAGGAAGGGCUCAGUCUAUUGAUGCCUCUUUAGACGAGAUUGGGCGGCGAUCCACUGCAAAGCCGGCAAAGUCCACCGCAGCCAAGGCCACGACGUUAGCGCGAGACGCUGCACCUUCGUAUGCCACGCCAACAAUGUCGCGCCGAGGUACCGGUGCAAAGCUGUCGGACAGCUUUUCGAAUCUCUUUGGCAAGCUGUCAACGAAAAAGGAGCCUCGUAAAGUGAAGGGCCUGUACAACUUCGAGACCACGUCGACAAAGCCAGCUGCACAAGUCCUAUCCGAGCUGGUCCGGGUCGUCCAAGAGAAGAAGAUCGUAUACAAGAUGAAAGGGUAUGUUGUACGCUGCAAAGUGCUGGAUGGCCAAAGGAAAGUCUCGCUGGAGUUCGACAUUGAAAUCUGCCAUCUGCCGCAAAUGGCGAUGAUUGGUAUACAUCGAAAGCGGCUGAAGGGGGACACCUUCGCCUUCAAGAAGGCUUGCGAGGACAUCCUGCAUGCGAUGCACAUCUGAACAUCGGCUGCCGCCGUCAGUGAUGUGAUAAUAUAUUACCAGAUGAAGAGCUGCGGGCCAGCAUUGGCUAGACGUACCGGGUCACAUGACAACAUCCUGUGAAAUUGUAGAUACAGCAAAUAUUUUGCUUUUCUUCUCAUCCGUAUUUCAACAGAUUAUCCUUGUUUAUGGUGUGCAGGCGCUUGUCUUUCUAGUCUGCUUGCACGAAUUGUACAUGAAACAUACACAUAGUGACGAUGCCAUGUGCUGAGCACAGUAAACGCAGUCACACUAUCCCCUGUUGACCAUUUGAUAUGGCUUGUACAUCAUCGCUGCCUUCUGGAAAGGCAUGUACAUGUAUUUCCCCUAUUCCGUUUUCUGUACGAUACCGCAGAGCUGCAGAGCUGAUUAUGUACAAGCAUAGACGCAGCCAGGAUGCUGACAGCGUGCUGUGCAUUCCUACUCAACGUAGCAGUUGAGUUCCUUUCCCAAUAUAUCGGGAGAAAGCGAGAGUGAAGCAUUAGAGCAAAUAUAUUAGUGCCGUGUAUAGCGCAGUCAAUGUUUAUAGCGUAGUCUAUGUUUAUAGGAGAACACUAAAGUAGCAACACUGAAUGCACCUAACCCCCUUUUCAACGCCAGCUCUACCCAACUGUCUCUACUUUCUUUCUCGUUCAAACACAUGGCCAUGUUCAGAUGGCAAGCCUCUUGUGCGUGCUGUUCACAGCAGCACACACGAGACAAUAGAUUCGCCGUGAAAGUGCUAUUUAAACCAGCCGGUGCUAGCAUAGUUUCCAGUGCAUCAAGUCGCUGUAUGUUUUUUUUUUAUAGUUCUGUAUGUAUUCAUGUACAGCAUACUUCAAAGAUUCUAUGUUGAAUUAUGAGACUGUGAACGGA
Molecule: messenger RNA, 3333 nt
Organism: Sycon ciliatum
Lineage: Eukaryota; Metazoa; Porifera; Calcarea; Leucosolenida; Sycettidae
Product: maternal embryonic leucine zipper kinase-like
Exons: 21
Coding region: 475-2460 (661 amino acids)
Biological process (GO): protein phosphorylation; intracellular signal transduction
Cellular component (GO): cytoplasm
Molecular function (GO): protein serine/threonine kinase activity; ATP binding
Source: RefSeq, a predicted model, not a curated record